This is a messenger RNA of Maniola jurtina (meadow brown), 5148 nucleotides long. RefSeq names its product protein nervous wreck (gene nwk). Gene Ontology annotation, molecular function: protein binding. Gene Ontology annotation, biological process: regulation of actin filament polymerization; neuromuscular synaptic transmission. Gene Ontology annotation, cellular component: neuromuscular junction; recycling endosome. The transcript has 18 exons. NCBI's taxonomy places the organism in Eukaryota, Metazoa, Arthropoda, Insecta, Lepidoptera, Nymphalidae. The record is from RefSeq and is a predicted model, not a curated record. Bases 111 to 3275 code for a protein of 1054 amino acids.
UGCAAAAGAGAAUUUCGGAAAAUAGGUACAUAAGUAGAUACAUAGUGAUACCCAUAAAGGGGGUAGCAGUCUAUGGUAACUGGUAAGCGAGGCUAAGGGUCUGCGGACGCAUGCGUGGAGUCCGCCUCGGGCGUGCGACGGACGAACGCGGCAGAACACGGUCACGCUUGCGUGUGUCGCCAUCGAUCCACGUUUCGCGCUCCGGAACCUCUUCGGUCGCCGUCAAUUCGGCGUUCCGCCUCACCAUGCAGCCUCCGCCUAGAAAGAGUAACUAUACGAAGUUUCUGAAGAAUCUCCAUGCGGAGCAAAUUGCGAAGCUCCACGCUAAGAAUCAACACGAAUGUGAUUUGUUAGAAGAUCUACGCACUUACACUAUCAAACGCUCGGCCAUUGAAAAGUCAUAUUCCGAAGCCUUGCUGAAAAUAUCAUCGGCAUAUCUGAAUAAGAAAAUACCAAACAUUCCUGAUUUGAAGGUAGAUGGUGCGGAAGAAAAAUGGAACAUGUGGAACGUCUGGCGCACAGUGUUGGAGGAGAACGAGAAACUCGCCCGCGCAAGACUCGCAGCAGUCGAAGUGUUCCAGCAGCAAAUCGCUGACGAAGCGAAACUUUUGCGACAGCACAAGCUUAACGUCGCAAAGAAGUGCACAGACUCCCUGGCCCAAGCACAUAAAGAGCUACAGCUAACAGUUUCGGAUAUUGACAAAACCAAAAAACUCUAUUUCGAUGAAGAACACACAGCACAUGACGUCCGAGACAAGGCUAAAGAUAUCGAAGAAAAGUUGAAAAAGAAAAAGGGGUCAUUCUUUCAAUCAAUCACAUCGUUGCAAAAAAACAGUGCCAAAGUAUCAUCUCGUAGAGACCAGUUGGAGGAGAAAUCGACCGGAGCGAGAAAUGAUUAUCUCCUGAGUAUUUCCGCUGCGAAUGCUCAUCAGACUCGGUAUUUUCUUAUCGAACUACAAUCGUGCAUGCAAGGCAUGGAAGCGGCUGUAUAUGAAAAAGUUUCCGAAUUUCUUACGCUGAUGGGUCGUACUGAAUUACUGACCUGUUCAGCUACACAACACUCUUUUGGCAAAAUUAGAGAUCAAGCACAACAACUAACACGAGAAUACAAUCUGCAGUGCUUGUACCUGUAUUACCCCGUGCUAAAACAACACAUUCAAUAUGAGUUUGAGCCAUGCGACAACGACCCGGUGGACACAGUCACCAUGGACCAGGAGAGCGUGUCACAAACUCUAGCGCAAGAAGCUCGACGAUGGGCAACCCGAGUAGUAAGGGAAACGGCUUUGGUGAGGGAUGCUACUCGUAAACUACACCUGUACCAAGCCAUGCGAGAUGCAGGACAAAAGGUCGAUCCAAAUGAUCCAAAUGGACCUGAACUGGAAGUACGCAUGGACGAACUGAGAUCAAAUAUCAGGCGUUCUGAAACAUCAAAAGUUAAAUAUGAGGCUAGGUUAGAGUGCCUACGGAAUAGUGGAGCGCCUGUUGACGAAUGGUUAAAAGAAAUCGACUUGCUUGCAGUACAGGAAACCCUGCCCCGAAGCAGCAGUCUCCUAAGCAUUCGAACUGAUGCAUCAGGUGCAGCUGAUCAGCCGAGCUCGGAUUCAUUUUACGAUAGCGAUAACACUGAAGGCGAAGCGCCAACCACAUCAGCCGUGGCCGGUACUUCCGGAGGACACCAGCGCACGACAUCUGGAUCAUCUCAACCUGAAGACGAGCAUGAUGAAGACGAAGACGCUGCAUUAGAAGAAGAACACAUGCGCAUUGAUCAACUCACAGUCGGGUGGGAUGAUCCUACCCAGGUGAGCUGGGGUGAGACGGAGCCUGAAGCGACCGCGCCUACUACAGAACCACCUGCAGCACCAUUAUACAAAUGCACCGCUUUGUACUCUUAUACAGCCCAAAAUCCAGAUGAACUGUCAAUAAUCGAGAACGAACAAUUGGAGGUAGUUGGGGAGGGCGAUGGUGACGGUUGGCUUCGCGCACGGAACUAUCGAGGCGAAGAAGGCUAUGUGCCUCAUAACUAUCUGGACGUUGAUAGAGAACAGGCAACUAGUGCUCCGGGACUGGUGGCGCAGAUAUCAUUUUCAUCCGUGGAUUAUACAGUGGAAGGGGAAGAUGCAGAUGUCGUACAGUCGCCAGACCAAAUCUCGGUUAUUUCUGCUCCCGUCGCCAAGCCUGAAGAACCUAAAGCUGAGGAAACACCGAAGAUCGAGACUGAAGCAAAACCUGAAAGCUUACCAACUCUCGGAUAUUGUUUCUCUUUGUAUGACUAUGACGCUGAAGCUGCUGAUGAGCUAAAUCUCGAGGAAGGACAGAUCAUCCGUAUUGUGUCUCGCGACGCCCACGGUGUGGACGAUGGCUGGUGGCGCGGAGAGGCUAAUGGCGUCAUCGGAAACUUUCCCUCACUUAUCGUCGAAGAGUGCGAUGAGAAUGGUGAACCACUUAGCGGCGGUGAAGAUGAUUGGACUCCACCGGAUUCUGCCCCACCAGUCUUCGCUUCCCCGCCUGAAUCUCCAACUAACGAUUUUAAUGACGAAAUGAUCUUCAAUGAAAACAACAAUACUAAGAACGCGGCACCGCCCGCUGAUCCACCGCCGCCUCCUCCGCUCAACAUGGGAGAUUCUAUGGACAGUCAACCUGACUUCAGCUUUAAUCUAGAACUUAGUAGAACCCACCACGAUCAGUAUGACACACAGUUCUCAGCGUCACCGACCUCAGCGACUCCACCUGUCACCAUUGUCGUCGAUGAGGUUGUCGCUGAUAUGUUUGAGGAGGAGGAAGUGGAGGAGUUGCCCCCCGCCCCGAAGCCGAAGCCUGCGCCACCACAAGUUGAAAUAACAAAGGAAGAUUGCGGGCUAGGUGUAGCGCAGAUCGUGAUCACCGCAGCCACCCCCAUGAUGGAGGAGCCGGAGCAGCCUUUCCCUCCACCCGAGCCCGAACCGCAGCCCGAACCGCAGCCCGAACCGGUGCCAGAGCCCCGACUCGAGGAGCUCGAACGCUCCGAAGACAACGAGGACGAAGAAUCUUCCCUCUCCGAACAGACUGCCGUGUGCCUGCGCGAUUCGGAAGAGGGUCACGCCGACUCCGCUCCCCAUCCCGCUUCAAGCUCGACGGCCUCCGAAGGAGAGUCGACAGGGGCCUCGGUGGCAUCGGGUCCCCCUACCGCGCCGCAGUCCCCGCCGUCCGCGCCCCGGGCUGGCCGGGCCUCCAUUCCCGAUGAGCUAGAACCGGCGCAACUAGCGAGGCUCACAGAUCUCAAGGAAUCCAACGCUUAGCUCUAAAUUGCUUUUCUAAUGUAGAUAUCAUACAGACUUUGACCACAACUGUAUUGGAAUAACUUGUACGCAUUAUUUAACCUUAUUAUAAUUUUCCUAAUAACGAGACAUUAUAACAUGUUUCAGAGUUUCCAAAUCGUUUACAAAAAGACCGUUUCUCACACAUGAAGUCAUUUUUCAGAUGAAUACAUAACUGUAAAUAAUCUGAAUCUUAGGCAAUAACCAUCGAAACACUAGCAGGUAAGUCAUAAAGCUAAUAUUAAAAGUUAGGUAUUUGUUGGUGGUUUUGUAAUUUCCAACCGAUUGAAUGUGGUAUAAUAAUAUUAAUAAUACAUAUUGGAGGUUGUAUAUUAUAAUCUAAAAAUUAGUACAAAUCCAAGAUUAAAAAUACUAGUUACAUUUGGCUUUGUUUUCAAUUGUUUACCCUGAGACAUUUUUUCAAAAUACCUACUAAUUUCAGUUCAACCUACGUACCAACCUAUUCUUACAUAGUUUGUUAAAAUACCUACUUUCAGAUACUAGAAUCAUACUGUAUCAAACCUAGGUAAACCUAUAUUAUUGCUGUUCAAAUGACAUAUUUUUAUUUUAUUUGUUGUAAAAACUACUUCUUGUUAAAAUGUUAUUAUUAAAUAAUUUAUCAAUCGUUGAAAACAAUUUAUUAUAUAAUAUUAUUUAGACAAGAAAUUCGACAUACAAAAUAACGAGUAGGUAGGUAUAUAGUCUACCUAUCCUGCUGUAUACUUAGAUACUCGUAAUUGUGAAAAUCAUUAAUUUAAGCCUUAAUAUUAGCAUAAAUGAAAAUGUUAAACAACUGCCUUUUUACUACAUACUCUACAAAAAAUUUGGAGCCUACUCGAUCGGAUACUUUUUGUAUUGCUAUUGGUACAGUUUGUAAAAUUAAUCAAUUAAUAUACUAUGUAGGAUAAUAAAUACUUGUCUCUUUCACUGAUAUCGGUGAUCUUAUAUCGACUAGAAGAUAGUAGGAUUAUGAUUGUAUCCGUGCUGGCUGUUGGACAUAUGUACUUAGGUCCCUGAGGUAGCUCCAACACUUCCUAUCUAGCCCUCAUUAACAGCCACAUUCUGGAUUAAUCGCUCCAACUACUAAGCUAGGGGUACUUGGUUUGAUGAAAUGUGGUCUUUACUCAAGGACCUUACGAUUUUAAUACCUAUCCAUAAAUUCUCCGACAACCCUGUCACAGAACACUGCCAUAUCAGUAUGUCUCGUCGCGAUAGUUACCCAUUUCUUUGAGACUAUGUUUCUGACUAGUUUUAUAGCCUAUAGCACUCAGGGAUAGUGUAGUUUUUAUCAGUGAUGGACUUUGGAGAUUCAGAUUAUUAGUUUCGGAGUUUCGAUAGGCUAAUGUAGAAAAGAAAGGCCAAGAAUUCAGUAGAUCUUUCCUCAUUUAAUGGCAAAUGCUUAUGUCUUUGUUUGUGGAUUAUCCUAUCGCCAUCAGUGUCCACAGAUCAGACAUUAGAUUAUUAUCAAAGUCGUCAAUUUUCUUACGACAUAAUAAUUAUUGGCUUUAUAAAAAUGCAAAGAUAGUUAACUUAUUGGAUUGGAAGCAUAGAAAACGCUAUUUGAUGAACCAAGAACAAAUCAAUACUUUUACCAAAAAUAUAUAUAAAGCUUAGCUAUUCAAUUAUGUAUAUUUCUUAGAAAAAAUUUAGUAGUUUUCUUCAUAGCUGACUCUUACAAAUUAGCAAAAACCUUGUUAUUAUUAAGUAUUGGAAUAUGAAAUUUUACAGCAACAUGGAAAAUAUGCGCACUUUGAGUCUGGCAACCAAUUUUAGUUAGAGGUUUCAAAAUAACGUACGAACAAGAUAAAGUUGAAAACUAAAACCCGACUGUGAUCGUCUUAGUAAACGCUGAAAU